Messenger RNA from Phymastichus coffea, 1948 nucleotides. RefSeq lists its product as uncharacterized. Lineage: Eukaryota; Metazoa; Arthropoda; Insecta; Hymenoptera; Eulophidae. Bases 327 to 722 code for a protein of 131 amino acids. The transcript has 2 exons. The record is from RefSeq and is a predicted model, not a curated record.
UUAGUCAAUUAGUCAUCGACCAUUGUGAAUAAGGCUUAAAAAGAGUGCACAACGCAGUGCGCGUGUUUGUGUGCGCAUGAAAAAGUUGGUCGACGCGCACACGCGCUGUAGCACGCCACUCGCCAGACGCCAGCCACAACCCCAGUAUAGCGUUGCAAGCAGAUUGUAAGCAAGGCAAGCAAGCAAGAAGUAUCUACUACUCCACAGUGCACUGCUGCUGCUACUGAUCUUUAAACCAGCUCUCUCGCUCUCUCUUAGCUGCUUGAACUCGAUUUUAUCUUAUAAAAUUCGAAGGGCAACGCAGACAUGGUUGCAAGAAGAUAUUAAUGAGGCCAUUUCUUCUGGAAAAGUCAAGAGAAAAAGUUAAAAACAUGACUCAAGCCAACAGAAAACGUGGUCGCGAUAUGGAAGAAGAAAGUAGUGAGUUGCCCUUAAGCAAGAGAAUCAACAAUCUUCAUAUCAACAACUUCUCUGGGAUUCAAGAAAGAUCACCAGAACAAUUAGAUGCAAAUUGGGGUAAUCAGAACUUUGUUCCAUCUCCAAAUCAUUCUGAGCCAUCUCAAGGUUCUUCAUCCUGUGAUGGAUACAGUUCAAGUCAAAGCAGCUACAGUGAAUAUAAUCCAGAUUUGAGUGCUACUGACAAUCCCUAUUAUUAUGAAAACAACAAACUUUUGUAUACUUUGCACAUGGAACGUCUACAAAGAAUAGAAAAUCUUUAUUGACAGUUGUAAAGAUUCAGGAUUGUUAAGUAAAUUGAAAGUAUGGGUGUAAUGUUUAUGUAUGUUUAUGUGUGGAAUGAGAAAAUUUUGAUAAUUUUAUUAUGCUAUUUUUCUUUUUCAUAAUUUUAGAUAAUAUUUCAAUUUGAGCUAGCCUUAAAGUUUCUAACUGAAAGUAUUGAGCUUAAUAUUUGGAAGAUUUGUAAAAAUAAUUAUUAACAAAUUGGCUUUUAUCUUUUUUAGAUUUCUAAAUUACAAAAAAAACUUUCAAGAAUUGUAUAUCAUUUUGACUCGCUGAGAAUUCAGCCUUUCAUAAAAGAAUCAACAAUCAACAUUCUGAUUCUAAAAAUAAUUCGAAUUCAUAAUCCUAUUAUAUUAUGAUGUUAGAUUAUUAAGUAUUUUAAAACUUCUAAGCUUUAAAAUAUCGAAGUAAUCAAAAUCAAUUUUUGAAUCAUGAAUGAUUAAUACCUUUAUUUAUUUUGUUUUAAUUAGUAUUUUAAAAGUUAGAAAUUCAUUGAAUAAUUCAAAAUGUAAAAUGUGUUGCAUAGUAAAAAUUAAGUGCGAUCAUUGUUGAGUAUUUAAUGUUACGUUAUUUGCCAUGACGUGACUUGAAAAAGUACAAGCUCAUUUGUUGAGCCAGUGAUGAACUGCUUUUUAUUAAUAAGUAUAAAAUUUGCAAGUGUAUUUACAAGCAUAUUUCAAAUGAUAAUGCACAAAUCAUUCCGUCAUACUUUACCAAGGAGCAAUACAUCCUUUUAUUUACAAUAUUAUUAAAUUCAAAAUACCAUUAUUGUGCAUAUUAAUUUAUUUAAUUAGACAAAAAAUUUGAUGUGCAUUUAUGUCUGAAUUGAAAACGCCAUAAUAGUAAUUGUUCUAAUUUUCAUAAUAUUUGGAUAGUCAAAAUAUGAUAACCAAAAGAAAUUGAAUAGUGUAAUUGAUAUUGACUUAUUACAAUAUAUAUAUUUUCAUUAUUCAAAUAUUAGAUAGAUUUUUAAUAUUAGCUGCAAUUCACCAAAUGUUACGAUGAGUAUGGUCAUUAGAAAAAUUCACUUGAUACAAAAAUUAAAACAUUUCAUUCAAAUUUAAUUUCAAGAAUGCUUAUCAAUUAGUAAGUAUUUUGUUUCAAAAGAUUUUUUUGACUACCUAAAGUUUUCUAAUUAUGGAAUGAAAAGAAAUGUAUUUUGUCUACGAAUCCUAAAAUACAAUUUAUAUUGAACAAUUUAAAUUUUAAU